Zingiber officinale is the source of this 1498-nucleotide messenger RNA. RefSeq names its product transcription factor EAT1-like. The coding region runs from base 201 to 1346 and encodes 381 amino acids. The transcript is spliced from 4 exons. The record is from RefSeq and is a predicted model, not a curated record. Gene Ontology annotation, biological process: regulation of DNA-templated transcription; anther wall tapetum development. NCBI's taxonomy places the organism in Eukaryota, Viridiplantae, Streptophyta, Magnoliopsida, Zingiberales, Zingiberaceae. Gene Ontology annotation, molecular function: protein dimerization activity.
AUUUGGUUGGAGUUAGUGCUUCUCUGCAAAGUAAAUAAGUAAUGAUGAUACGAUAGAUUAAUAUAUAGUGAACAAGAAGGCUAAUGGCAACUUCUUCCUCUUUCACUCACCUUGUGCAAAAUCCAAAACCUAGAAAGGCCUUUGAAGACAGCAUCUUCAUCUCUUCCCCUACAAUAUUCUAAGGAUUGAUUGGUAGCAGAAUGAUGGAAGAGAAUGGCUACUAUGAGCCAGACCAUGGCUACUACCCCAUGCAACCUUCUGAAUUUGAACCCAAUGACUUCGAUCGCGUUAAUCUCAAGCUGACAACCUUCACCAUGGAUGAACUCUCCAACACUGGCAAUCUUCUUCCCAACGACGACGACGUUGGGGUUUUCGACAUGGAGCGGGAACUACAAUCGCACAUGAUUCAUGAACCUUCGUUAAUCUCAGACAUCUACGAGAACCAAGUACAUGACAUGAUUGCAGAAGAAGAAGGAUUAAUCUAUUCCAUGGAUCCGCAUUACAGCCACAUCAAUGGAGUUGCAACCGACCUCAAUGUCAACCUUCUGACAACGUCGACGUCAAGCCUUCUGCAGCCUCCGCCUCCGGCGCCGUCUUCUUUCUCGUUCAACAUGUUUGUCGAUCCGCUGCCGCAAUCUCGGCUACUGUUCCAUUCCCUGCCGCAAAACUACGGAGCUUUCUAUGGUUUGGAGGACGAGAGGGAGGCGAGAAAUCUCGAUGGCAUGGGCUUGAAGUUGAAUAAAGGCGAGGGGAAAUCUAAUUUUGCCACCGAGAGACAGAGGAGGGAGCAGAUCAACGAGAAGUACAAGGCUCUGAGGCUCCUAAUUCCGAACCCAACAAAGGUUGAUAGAGCCUCCAUCGUCGGCGACGCAAUUGAAUACAUCAAAGAGCUGCUAAGAACGGUGGAGGAGUUGAGAGUCCUAGUGGAUAAGAAGAGGCAAGGCACGGAGAGGAUAAAGAUACCGAAGCUGGACGACGACGACGAGGGUGCUGCAGACAUGGACCAGAGCUCCUCGAUCAGGCACCUUCGCGACGAUGAGCACGGCCACUCGCAGAGUGGCCCGCUCAGGAGCUCCUGGCUCCAGAGGAGGUCCAAGGAGAGCUUAGUCGACGUCCGAAUUGUCGACGACGAUGCUAACGUGAAGCUCACGACGAAGAGGAAAGCCGAGUGCUUGCUCCGCGUCGCGCUGGCUCUCGAGGAGCUCCGGCUGGACGUCGGCCAUGUUGCAGGGGGAAACAUCGGAGUUCACUACGUCUUCAUGUUCAGUACGAAGAUUCCUGAAAGGUCUUCAGUGUAUGCAGGUGCAAUAGCCAAAAAGAUCCUUGAAGCCGUAGAUAGCACAUGAACUGUGACUGUGUUACAAAUAAAUUCAGAAACAAUCUAAAACUCAAUAGAUAGUGUCUGAUGAAUCAAAGAUUCAUAAGCCAAGCCAAAAAAACAAGAGAAUUAAUUAUUCAUACCAUGCUAGCUGUUUUAUUUUACUAUGCAUUGCUUGAU